AUGCUCGCGAAGGCACCGCGACGGCUACCGUAUCUCCCUCGACAAGGCGCUGCCCGUGGUCUCUCAAUUGGAUGUCGUCGCUACAACCACACUGAAGGCAAGAAGCUUACUCCCUGGAAGGUGGAUGCCACCGACCAGCCGUCUGUUCUCGUCGAGGAAGAUUUCGCUAAACACACCAUCUUCACCAUCGACUUCUUCAAGCGCUUCAUCAAAUUCUCUGCUAUCGGAUUUAUCACGCUUGGCGUCACGACAUGGACGGCGUUCCAAGGCGUACACAUGUAUGUCGAGCAUUCCGAGCUGGCUGCUGAGACCGAUGAGGAGGCGCGCAAGUGGGAAUGGGACCUCGAGGCGGAUAGGUGGUCAGGGGGUCCUGCAGGUGGGACAGAUCCAGGUCUGGGCUUCACGGGCAGAGUUGCAGUUCGCAGUGCAUGGAUAGCACAGAACUGGGGCAUCGGCACCACUUCAAGCGUUAUCUCAUCCAAAGCCUUCAGUGGUCGCGCGGGCUCCGGAGCUGGCGGUCUGAGCGCGAUCGACGGGAGUUUGGAGUUUGCCCAGGAUUUUCUGAACGCAGCUAUCGAUGCCGGAAUGAAGAAAGGACCUGAGCGGCUUCACCCUCAGACUCUAACGGAGCUCAUCGUGCGACACGCCAGUAUCAUGGAGCGCAUGGGUACACGGGAGGCUUUGUUCGAGGCCAGGUCCGAGUUCGAGCGCGUGUGGGCCGGACUACCAGGCAAAGGGUUUGAUUCCACCCGCAUUGCUCUCAAACUUGGCGACCUCAAUCAAAGGCUAGGCGAUCAGGAGGAUGCGAUAGCGUGGUGGGCGCGCGCUAUCCAGUUGAGCCAGGGUUCCAACGCAGCUAUCAUCAGCAUGCCGCCUCCCGUGCCCGAAUCUGCGCCAUUGUCUCCUUUUGCUCAGCGUACCUUGAUUUCAACGUUGGUGUCGCUAUCUGCAUACUACGCAACAUCUGGCCAGCUGAAACAGGCACAAGCUCUGGAGGAGUCGUCUCUAAAUUUGUUGAGAUCGAUGCCUACUCCAGCUUCUUUCGAAGCAGCUUCCAGACCUGAAGCACUGCACGCAAUGUACCUCCUUCACCGUUCCUCCCUGCUUUCCAUCCAUUUAGCAGAAGUCUCGUAUGCCCUUCGCAUGAAACCGAUGACGUCGUUGGAGUGGCUGUCGAGAGCAGCAGAGUCCUCGGAACGCGUUGCGCUCACUUUGACCGGUCUUCCCCCUGUUCACCCCGAUGCACCUCAGUCGCGGAUCCCGCAUCCACCGUCGUCUGAGACGCCGCUAGUAUCAGACUACGCGAAGUCACGGUCUAUGAAGAAACCAGCGAAGAGCCUGUUGCGCGAUGCCCGCCGGACCGCUGCUGAGGCGUGGAAUCUCAUGGGUAUUCUUGUGGAGGCAGGCAGUUCUCCAGAGACAACUGAAAAGGCUCUGGAAUGCUACGAGCGAGCAUUGGGCUGGGCUGGCGUUGCCGCGGAUAGGGCGGGUCAAAUUGGAAAGGCUGGAGACGGAACUCUAGAGUCGGAGUGGAAGAUUCUGUGGGCCAACUACGUGCGUGCUCGAGAUGCGACCUCAAACAACUUCUCUCAAAACCACCUUCGCCACCCUGCCAUAGCCGAACGUUUCCUCGCCGACCGCGCUGCCCCACUCUGCAGCCUUGAUGUGGCGAAGUCCUUCACCCAGCUCAGUUCAAAGGAGAAGAAGUAUGCUCACUAUGUAGGACAGGCAUCCUGGGCUGGCGCGCGCAUCAUCCAGGACCAGUGGACUCCCUACGCUCACAAGCUGCACAAGCUGCUGCUCUUGACGUUCAGCAGCGGCGGCAGGCUUGCAGACUUGGAAAGCUUGAAGCAGAGGUCGGCUGUGAGCCCGGAGGAAUGGGAGGACUUGAUGCAGUACACCAGUCAAGUCUUGAGUAACCUCGUGAACUACAGGUCGUUCGGUUUUACGAAGAUCGUACCACGAAUUUCGCAGGACACGUUCGCCGCGGUCGUGGAGAAGUCGGCCAACGCUAGCGAGGCACUGGCUCUGUGGGCAGAACUGAAAGACCAUAUUUACCAAGUCGUUCCGGAGUCAAGCAACUUCAUUGGCAAGCCUCGUCUUGGACAGGUCUCCAACUACUACCUCGGAGAGCCUAUUUUGGACGAGGAAGUCGCCGCUGUUCAAGCAGCCGCAGAGAAGAUCGGGGUCGAUGUCUUGAACACACGCGUAAAGAAGAACGGCUCAGACGAUUUCGUUCUGCUCGUCGCAUCAGCCCACCCUCAGCCCAGUUCCUUGCAUGAAACUGAGAUCUUGGGCAAAGGAGCUAAGGUCUCUGUAGAGUACGGCGAUUUCUCUCCACCGUUACAGAACGCGGUUCAGGCUCUCAAAGAGGCCCGGAAAUACGUCACCAAUGAGCAUCAAGCUGCAAUGAUCGAUGGUUAUAUUGAGUCCUUUGAGACUGGAUCUAUUCCAGCACACAAGGCGGCCUCGGCUGAGUGGGUCAAAGAUAUUGGUCCGGUCGUUGAAAGUUACAUCGGAUUCGUAGAGACCUACGUAGAUCCUUACGGAGGCCGCGCCGAGUGGGAAGGUUUCACCGCCAUCGUGGACAAGAGCCUCAGCAAAAAGUAUGACAAACUUGUGAAUGACGCCCCCGAGUUGCUUAAAGUGUUGCCUUGGGGCAAGGACUUCGAAGUCGACGUCUUCAGGAAGCCCGAUUUUACUGCCUUGGAGAUUGUUACCUUUGCUACAGGAGGUAUUCCUGCCGGUAUCAACAUUCCGAAUUACUAUGAGAUCCGUGAAUCUGUAGGAUUCAAGAAUGUUUCACUUGCUAACAUCCUUGCGGCGAAAGCACCCGAUGAAGAACUCACUUUCAUCCACCCCGAUGACGUGGACCUCUACAACGCAUGGGAUACACGUGCAUUUGAACUGCAGGUAGCGAAUCAUGAGCUACUCGGCCACGGGAGCGGUAAGUUGUUCCAGGAGAACGCGGAUGGGACACGUAACUUUGAUGCGUCCAAGAUCAUAAGCCCGCUCACGGGCAAGCCAAUCACAUCGUGGUAUAAACCUGGUCAGACUUCCGGUUCCGUUCUUGGGGAAGUGUCGUCCUCGUUCGAAGAGUGCCGUGCCGAGACCGUUGCGCUGUACCUCGUGAGCAACCCUGACAUCCUCAGGAUCUUCAGCUACAUCGACAAGACGGACGUCGAAGAUGUUCAGUACAUCACCUUCCUUCUGAUGGCGCGCGCUGGGCUGCGCGCUCUUGAGUUCUAUGAUCCCGCGACGAAGAAACACGGUCAGGCGCAUAUGCAGGCUCGGUUGGGCAUUACUCAACACCUUAUCAAGUCUGGCAUUGCACGACUGGAAGAGAUCCGUUCAACGGACGGGACGCUGGAGAAUCUCUACAUCCGCGUGGACAAGGAGAAGGUGCUUUCCCAUGGCCGCGAAGCCGCCGGAAAGCUCCUCCUAGAGCUGCAGGUGCGCAAGAGCACCGCCGACGGCGCAGGUGCGCGCGAAUAUUACACUGCUCUGACGGCACCCCUUCCGGGAUGGGAAGGAGACAUUCGCGACCUCGUGCUGAAGAAAAAGCUUCCGCGUAAGAUCUUCGUGCAACCUAACACGUUCGUCGAGAACGAUGAAGUUGUGCUGAAGGAAUACCCACUCACGCCUGCUGGUGUCAUCGAGAGCUUCAUUGAGCGGCCAUUCUGA
This is a messenger RNA of Sparassis crispa, 3684 nucleotides long. RefSeq names its product Probable dipeptidyl peptidase. The coding region runs from base 1 to 3684 and encodes 1227 amino acids. The record is from RefSeq and is a predicted model, not a curated record. The transcript has 23 exons. NCBI's taxonomy places the organism in Eukaryota, Fungi, Basidiomycota, Agaricomycetes, Polyporales, Sparassidaceae. Gene Ontology annotation, molecular function: dipeptidyl-peptidase activity; protein binding. Gene Ontology annotation, cellular component: cytoplasm.